UCUGAACUCCACCUUCAGGCAGAAUGAGGUUCAUCCCCGGAUGUCUGCUUCUCCUGCUGCUGGUCAGCAGCCUCUCUCCAGCCCACGGUGUUCUGGAGGCCUGGAACACGUCCUCUAAGUGUAAAUGCAUGAAAUCGGUUCCAAAGCUGGGCAGGCGCAGCAUGAUUGCCCGGGUUGCAGCCUAUAUGCCUGGGGAUCAUUGCCCACGCAAGGAAGUCAUAGUCUGGCUGAAGAAUAGGUCAGUUCUAUGCUUGAAUCCUGAAUCUGAGUGGACACGACGUCUGUUGAUAAAUCUACAGAGAUCCAACAGCCUGACAAGAGACAGCGGGUCCACAUAGUAGACACAGAAGGCCGGAGGCCAAUAUCCCAGCACGGACACCUGCGUCCCUCCUCAUUCCUGCUCGGCGUUCAGUUUUAUGAGCAGUUGAAUCUUUCAUUUUUUAUUUUUUAAAGAGCUUCCCAUACAAGCAAGCAUGAAAAUACAUGUAAAAAUCACCCUUUGGAGGCUGAUAUGGCAAACCUGAAGUUUUUGAAUAAAGUACCUACAUACUUGGA
Eptesicus fuscus (big brown bat) is the source of this 555-nucleotide messenger RNA. RefSeq names its product C-X-C motif chemokine ligand 13 (gene CXCL13). Gene Ontology annotation, cellular component: extracellular region. Lineage: Eukaryota; Metazoa; Chordata; Mammalia; Chiroptera; Vespertilionidae. Gene Ontology annotation, molecular function: CXCR chemokine receptor binding; chemokine activity. Gene Ontology annotation, biological process: cellular response to lipopolysaccharide; neutrophil chemotaxis; inflammatory response. The record is from RefSeq and is a predicted model, not a curated record. The coding region runs from base 24 to 338 and encodes 104 amino acids. The transcript is spliced from 4 exons.